Molecule: messenger RNA, 333 nt
Organism: Prunus armeniaca (apricot)
Lineage: Eukaryota; Viridiplantae; Streptophyta; Magnoliopsida; Rosales; Rosaceae
Source: the annotation of a GenBank genome assembly
AUGGGAAAGGUUCACGGAUCGCUCGCACGUGCCGGGAAGGUUAGGGGCCAGACCCCAAAGGUUGCCAAGCAAGACAAGAAGAAGAAGCCCAGAGGCCGUGCCCACAAGCGUAUGCAGUACAACAGGAGAUUCGUCACAGCCGUUGUUGGAUUCGGAAAGAAGAGGGGGCCUAACUCUUCCGAGAAUUUAAUAGAUGAUAUAUUUAGCUUUCGGUUGUUCGCCUCUCACAAGCCAUUUGUGACAGUUCCCUUUUCCACAACUGACAACAUUGCUCCUAUCUUAACAACAGCAUCACUGUUUCACUCCCUUCUCGUAGACUCUGACCUUGAGUGA